Molecule: messenger RNA, 1852 nt
Organism: Rubroshorea leprosula
Lineage: Eukaryota; Viridiplantae; Streptophyta; Magnoliopsida; Malvales; Dipterocarpaceae
Source: the annotation of a GenBank genome assembly
ACUCAUUUUGCUGUUAGCUUUGCAAAAAGUCACUGCUUUGCCUACAUUCUACAUUGUUCGUCCCUUGUCAGCAGAAACUAGGUAAUUUGUGAGCGUCUUAUUUGUACCUUUCUUUGUUGUGAGAAUGUCUUCUGAAGAGACGAUUAGUGAUGACAGAGUGAAGAGGAGGGUUGAGGAGGUAGAGGGGAGGGAUUUAGGGGUGUCGUUGAAUAUUUUCGAGAGAGAGGAUGAAAGGGAGGAGUGUUUCAACCUCGAGGAAGAGAUUGUUUGUGAGGUUGGCGGGGAAGAGAGAGAGAGCUUGUUCGGCUCCGGGGGACCAUUGGAUGCCCCUGUAUUCCCAUUACCUAGCGGCUGGGUUGCGGUUCCCCAUCCCAAACCUAUUGGUGUGGUUGUUGAUGGAAUAUGGUUUAGGGUUAACGUAGCUCACCCCCAACACUGUGAGAGUGGUAAAGAGAAGGGGUGGUAUUAUAUUACGGGUCGAGUGGUUAAUAAGAAGAGAAGGGGUUUAUUUAAUGCUGGGCCAUCUUUCAUCAAAGGAUGGAAAGAUAAAUUCUUUUUUGCGGAUGACACGGAGUGGGAUAAAACUAAUGCUGAGGUGGAGCACUUGAGCCGAUGGAAGGCGAAAGGGUUAAACCUCAAUGAGUAUAGCCUAACCCCAGGGGAGUUAGAAGAUAGUGGAGGAGAAAUGAACAAGUUUCUAGAAGCAGCUUGUGGGGUUGGCAUCCCUAAGAAGGGAAGAGGGAAGAGGGCCGAGGUCAAAAGGCAGGUUAAGGAGGUCUCACUGCCUCAGGCUGAAGUGCAAACUUUAGUUGUUUCUCAGCCCAGCAAUGUUGAGGAUGAAGUGACAGUUGCGAAGGAGGGGCCCAUUGUUGCAAAAAGGAAAAGGAUGGAGCAACAAGAGGCUAUGGAUGAGGUAUCAGAACCUGUGACUUCAUCCCUUCGUAUAGAGAAGACUUCCUCAACCACAGCUGCUGACUUGGUGGCUGCACUCCGGGAGCAAGGGUAUAUUCGCCUACAAACAACGAGCUUCUAUGAUUCUGGGAUGAGGAGCACAGCAAAAAGGUUCAUCAAUGCCUAUUUCCCGGAGGUGGAUCGCCAGCGUGCCAAGGAUGAGGUGGCGGCCAAAGGUUUAGUUGGCAUCGCUAUGAACCUCGUGAAUGCAUUGGCGAAUGAGCAUCACGAGAGUCUGAGGGAGCGAACUCAAAUGAGGAAGGAUAAUGCCGAGCUCAUCAAGAAGAACGAGGCUGUUGAGGCCGAGGUGGCAAAGCUGAAGGCGGAGAUGGAGGAACUUCGAAGGGAGAAUGCCACUCUGAAAAAGGACUCAGAGCUCUCGUAUCAAAAAAGAAAGAUCUACGAAGACGAGCUCGAGAAGAAAGAAAAAGAGUUGGACGUGGUGGCGAAGGCAGCAGUUGAGUUGAAGCUUAAGGUUAACAACUCUGUUGAAGAGCAUGUGGAAGGGUUUUUGAAGUCUAGCACUUUUGAGGAUAUUGUCAACCUCUACCGGCUCCCUACAGCAAUUGUGGCCUUCUCUGACUGUCGGAAAAAGGUGAAGUUGCAAUAUCCUGAUGUAGAUGUGACAAAGCUCACAUUUGGAGAUCAGGUGGGAGAAGUGGAGGAAAAUGGGGAGAGUAGUACUGCUGAUUUUCGUCCUGAAGUUACGCUGAAGUGGGAUAGAGAUAGCAGAGGUCAAACCAUUUUGCCGUCGAAGUUCAGUUUUAAGUUCGUAGCGGUGAAUGACGAGGGAUCCGAAGGUGCUAACAACUCAAAUCAACCUGUUGACUAAACUUUGCAUUUUGUUUUUUAUAAGGAAUUGUUUGUAAACAUUUGUAUUUAAUAAAUUCAAUUUGAUAUU